AUGGACACGUACAGAUAUCGGGUUCCCAAGCCCAACUACCUCCCUCACAAUCUCGACGCCGACCUCGAGCGCGACAUAGUGGAGGAGUACACCCAGCCUCUCGGCAUAGCCAGCGACGCCGACAACGCAAAGUUCUACCAGCAGUGCAAACGCCUGGCCGAGUCAUCAGGCAUCACCCGCCCCAAGGGCUACAAUGUCUCCUUCCACUGCAACCCCGAGAUGGAGAAGCACCACUUCGGCAUGACACAUCCCAUGAAGCCCUGGCGUCUGACGCUCUCCAAGAGCCUCAUAUACUCCUACGGCAUGUCCUUCGCCAUGGACAACUACCUGACCAGGGCCGCGACGUACGAGGAGCUGGCCUCGUUCCACUCCACCGACUACCUCGACUUCCUCGGCACUGUCCUCCCGGAGGCGGUCCCUCGAGACCUCGAGAACCAGAACCCGGAUCUCAAGUUCAACCUGGGCGGCUCCGACUGCCCCCUGUUUGACGGCCUCUACGACUACUGCUCCAUGUCUGCCGGCAGCGCGCUGGAUGCCGCGCGCAAGAUAUGCUCGCAGCAGUCCGACAUUGCCAUUGCGUGGGGAGGCGGCCUGCACCACGCGAAAAAGGCCGAGGCCUCGGGCUUCUGCUACAUCAAUGAUAUCGUCAUUGCCAUUCUGGAGCUUCUGCGCUUCUACCCGCGCGUCCUGUACAUUGACAUUGACGUGCACCACGGCGACGGCGUCGAGGAGGCCUUCUUCUCGACCGACAGGGUCAUGACCGUCUCCUUUCACAAGUACGACCCCAACAACUUCUUCCCCGGCACCGGCGCGCUGGACGACAACGGCCCCAAGAGCGAACACAACCCGGGCGCCCACCACGCCGUCAACGUGCCCCUCCAGGACGGCAUCACCGACGAGCAGUACGACUCCCUCUUCAACAACAUCGUGGGCCGCAUCGUCGAAAAGUUCCGCCCCGGCGCCAUCGCGCUCCAGUGCGGCGCCGACUCCCUCGCCGGCGACCGCCUCGGCCGCUUCAACCUCCAGGUGCAGGGCCACGGCGCGUGCGUUGAGUUUUGCAAGCGCAUGAACAUACCCAUGAUCCUCUUUGGCGGCGGCGGCUACACGCCCCGCAACGUCGCCCGCGCCUGGACGUACGAGACGAGCAUCGCCAUCAACUGCCAGGACAAGAUCAGCCCCAUCCUGCCCGAGCACGCGCCGUGGAGGGAGCACUUUAGGCAGGACACCCUCUUCCCCACGAUUGAGCAAAUUCUCGGCGAGGCCCGGGCGAAUAAGAACACGGCCAAGAAGAUGCAGGACAUUGUCAACCACGUCACGGAGCAGCUGCGCUUUGUCCAGAGCGCGCCCAGCGUGCAGAUGCAGGUGAUCCCCCCGGACCUGGGCAGCUUUCGAGACGACGUCGAGGAGAGGCUCAAGGAGGAGCAGGAGGAGAAGAACGAACAGCUACGAAAGGAGAGGGAAUCCGGCGUAGGAACUGCCAUGGAAUUCUAA
Molecule: messenger RNA, 1491 nt
Organism: Trichoderma reesei QM6a
Lineage: Eukaryota; Fungi; Ascomycota; Sordariomycetes; Hypocreales; Hypocreaceae
Exons: 1
Coding region: 1-1491 (496 amino acids)
Molecular function (GO): histone deacetylase activity
Source: RefSeq, a predicted model, not a curated record